ACGCACUAAACUGACGUUUCAGUUCAAAUGAGAGAUGAAUGAAAACUCAUUGUAACAUUUCCUGUGUUGAUUUAGAGGGAGUGGGAGGGCAGUGCGCUUGUGUGUUUUCUGCAAAGUUCCUCCCGAUUGGACGAGAGAUCUCGGGCAUUACCCUUCCUCUCCGUGCUGUAAAAGAGUGCCGAAGAGCCUAUGGCAGCGCGCGCUUCCUCCUCCCACUAUGUGCGCCAAAGUUGGCCACUUAAACUCCUCUCAGCAGCAAACAGCAGCUGUAAUCACAACUAGCAGAUCCUCUCACUAAUAUUUACUCACAGUUGCUUCAGAACACAUUGCAUGCUUUACUCUGCUCUUGUUUUUGGGUAUUCACUGUAAGAACAACUUUUCUUCUGCACACUGGGCAUUGUCCACUGGUGCGUGUGUGUGUGUGUGUGUGUGUUUGGAUUUCUUUUUAAAUUCUUUGGAUCCGUUACAGUUUCCACGGCGCAAACAACACUGGAGCUUUCCGUGUGAUUGAUUUCUUUCAUUUAUUAGUGAGAGUUUCAAUAGUUUUGGGAGUAGCUGGAAUGGCUACUUUACCAGGAACAGUUCCUCGAAUGAUGCGGCCAGCUCCAGGCCAGAACUACCCCAGAACCGGAUUCCCAUUAGAAGUCUCAACGCCUCUGGGUCAAGGUCGAGUGAACCAGCUCGGUGGAGUUUUCAUCAACGGAAGGCCUCUGCCGAAUCAUAUCCGACACAAAAUAGUGGAAAUGGCCCAUCACGGCAUCCGACCCUGUGUGAUCUCCAGACAACUGCGGGUCUCACACGGCUGCGUGUCCAAAAUCCUCUGUCGGUACCAGGAGACCGGCUCCAUUCGUCCGGGAGCAAUAGGUGGAAGCAAACCCAGGCAAGUUGCAACACCCGACGUUGAAAAGAGAAUCGAGGAAUACAAACGCGAGAACCCCGGGAUGUUCAGCUGGGAAAUCCGGGAUAAGUUGCUGAAGGACGGGGUGUGUGACAGAGGCACGGUUCCUUCAGUUAGCUCCAUUAGUCGGGUUUUGAGAGCUCGUUUUGGCAAGAAAGAUGACGAUGACGACUGUGAUAAAAAAGAUGAAGACGGAGAAAAGAAAACCAAACACAGCAUCGAUGGGAUUCUCGGGGACAAAGGUAAUCGUACGGACGAGGGUUCAGAUAUAGAGUCGGAGCCAGACCUGCCCCUGAAGCGGAAACAAAGACGCAGCCGUACCACCUUCACGGCAGAGCAGCUGGAGGAGCUCGAGAAGGCCUUCGAGAGGACACACUACCCCGACAUCUACACCAGAGAGGAGCUCGCACAGAGGACCAAACUGACCGAGGCUCGUGUACAGGUCUGGUUUAGCAACCGAAGAGCAAGGUGGCGCAAACAAGCAGGAGCAAAUCAGCUGGCAGCGUUUAACCAUUUGUUGCCCGGAGGGUUUCCGCCUACCGGCAUGCCAACCUUAUCGACCUAUCAGCUUCCAGAGUCAACGUAUCCAGGCACCACUCUCUCACAAGACGGCAGCAGUACUUUACACCGGCCACAACCUCUGCCUCCGUCCUCCAUGCAUCAGGGUGGGCUUUCGGCGGACACCAGCUCUGCCUACGGGCUCUCCUCCAACCGACACUCCUUCUCCAGCUAUUCAGACACGUUCAUGAGCCCGUCAGCUUCAGGCAACCACAUGAAUCCCGUGAGCAACGGCCUUUCGCCACAGGUGAUGAGUAUUUUGAGUAACCCCAGUGCCGUCCCGUCCCAGUCUCAGCACGAUUUCUCCAUCUCUCCUCUCCACGGUGGUCUGGAGGCAUCUAACUCGAUCUCAGCGAGCUGUAGCCAGCGUUCAGACACCAUCAAGGACAGUCUGGCCUCGUCCCAGUCCUACUGUCCCCCCACAUACAGCGCCACCAGCUACAGCGUGGACCCCGUCACUGCUGGAUACCAGUACAGCCAGUACGGCCAGACCGCUGUGGACUACCUGGCCAAGAAUGUGAGUCUGUCGACUCAGAGAAGGAUGAAGCUGGGCGAUCAUUCGGCAGUGCUGGGACUCCUCCAGGUGGAGACAGGACAGGCUUACUGAGUCAAACACACCUUCACACACCUCCUGAGCUCCCCCAGCUGGAGCUCUUUACCGCGUCAGCCGGCACAAGCGUGCGAGGGGUUUUUCUCCGAUUCCCAAGACAAGACUCUUGCCAUUCCUUUUGACGUGACCUUCUCGUGAUUCUGGGCUUGUCACGGACC
Molecule: messenger RNA, 2224 nt
Organism: Rhinichthys klamathensis goyatoka
Lineage: Eukaryota; Metazoa; Chordata; Actinopteri; Cypriniformes; Leuciscidae
Gene: pax7a
Product: paired box 7a
Exons: 9
Coding region: 561-2063 (500 amino acids)
Biological process (GO): anatomical structure development; regulation of transcription by RNA polymerase II
Molecular function (GO): RNA polymerase II cis-regulatory region sequence-specific DNA binding; DNA-binding transcription factor activity, RNA polymerase II-specific
Source: RefSeq, a predicted model, not a curated record